AUGUUCUUCAAUGCAGGUCUUGCUCCUAUGUUUUCCCUUAUGUACCCUAAUCUAUGCAUCAAUAGCAAUUUUUGGUACUUGAUGUUUGGUCCAAAAGUACAGUCACAGAUUACAUUAAACCUUCCAACCCAUAAAAUUAGCUCAAGAGUGGCAAUUUAUGCCACCCUGAUCAAUCCCAUAUCAAAAUAUCCACUGAUGGUGACACCAAUUCUCAAUACUGUUGAAAAUCCGUUGAGGUCUUACAGCAACACAAGACCCCUGAGAUUUGUGAUCAGCACUAUCUUGGUUAUCAGCACCAUCAUUGUAGCCCUGACCAUCCCCUUUUUCGGGUAUCUCGUGUCACUUGUUGGAGCACUUCUAAGUGUCGCUCUUUCAACUUUAUUUCCAUGCUUGUGA
This is a messenger RNA of Ilex paraguariensis (yerba mate), 396 nucleotides long. NCBI's taxonomy places the organism in Eukaryota, Viridiplantae, Streptophyta, Magnoliopsida, Aquifoliales, Aquifoliaceae. The record is from the annotation of a GenBank genome assembly.